Messenger RNA from Penicillium macrosclerotiorum, 1032 nucleotides. RefSeq names its product MDR family NADP-dependent oxidoreductase. The transcript has a single exon. Lineage: Eukaryota; Fungi; Ascomycota; Eurotiomycetes; Eurotiales; Aspergillaceae. Bases 1 to 1032 code for a protein of 343 amino acids. The record is from RefSeq and is a predicted model, not a curated record. Gene Ontology annotation, molecular function: oxidoreductase activity, acting on the CH-CH group of donors, NAD or NADP as acceptor.
AUGACUAACAAGGCUCUUAUCUUUAAGCAGAUCCCUCAGGGAUACCCCGUCCCCGGGCAGGAUCUGGUGGUCGAGGCUGCUUCCUAUGGUGCUGAUGUCGCUGCCCCCGCCGACGGCGUUGUCCUCCAAUCUCUCUAUACCAGCUACGAUCCUUACAUGCGCGGUCGCAUGCGGCCCGCCGAGGUCAAGUCCUACGCCCCGGCGUUCACUCUCAACCAAGCCAUUGAAAGUGCCAGCAUCGCCAAGGUCAUCCGCUCGAACAACGCCACUUACAAGGAGGGCGAGUUGGUGAUCGGCCAUGUCCCAAUCCAGGAGUACAUCGCGCUGGAGGGCAAGCAGCUCGUGCGCAUCCGCAAGCUGGAGAACCCUCUUGGCAUUGAAGACAUCCGCGUCUUCUUGGGCCCGCUCGGCAUGCCUGGUCUGACUGCGUACUCCUCGCUGUACGAGAUCGGUAAGCCCAAGAAGGGCGAGACCAUCUUCGUCUCCGCCGCCAGUGGUGCUGUCGGCCAACUGGUCGGCCAGCUCGCCAAGCACGAGGGUCUGCGUGUGAUUGGCUCCGUCGGUUCAGAUGAGAAGCUCGAGUACAUCACCAAGGAGCUUGGCUUCGACGGCGGUUUCAACUACAAGACCGAGAAGCCCGCAGAGGCGCUGGCCCGCCUCGCCCCCGAGGGCCUUGACAUCUACUACGAGAACGUUGGCGGCGAGCACCUCGAGGCUGCCCUGGACGCGAUGAAGAACUUCGGCCGCAUUGUUGUCUGCGGUCUGAUCUCGCAAUACAACUCCGCUCCUUACCCCAUCAAGAACAUCCAUAACGUCCUUGUCAAGCGUGUGACCAUGCGCGGUUUCAUCGUCGGCGACCCUGGCAUGGGUGACAUCUAUACCAAGGAGCACCAGGAGCGCGUGCAGAAGUGGAUUAAGGAAGGCUCGUUCAAGGUGCUUAUCCAUGAGACUGUCGGCAUGGACAACGCUGCCGAGGGUCUGGUUGGAAUCUUCUAUGGCAAGAACAAGGGCAAGGCUGUGCUGAAGUUCUAA